UGUCCGUUUAACCACCUGAGACCUGCCAUGGAGCUUCCGGCUCUGCACUGCCGCGCCCGGCAGAGAGGCUGGCCGCUUCCAGCCUCACCAGCUGCGCGCCGGCCGUGCGAGUCGCGGCCGCGGCCGCGGCAUCGCACUGCGGCGCUCUGCGCGGCCGUGGCUGUGCCAGGCGCCAGAUAUCGCGUGGAGGAGCGGCGGCCCCGGAGCCGUGCCCAGCUGGUGGGGCAGCUGCUGCGACUCCUGCAAGGCCGGGACAUCCUGUGGCUGGUGCUGGGCAGCGCAGGUUUGCUGCUGUCAUCUCUGGCCGAGCUGGCAUCGCCGCCUCUGGCAGCGGGAGCUCUUUUCGCGGCUGUCCAGGGCCAGCGGGAAGUCCUGUUGCCACGGUGCUUGGCGGUGGCAGCAGUUGCGCUGCUGAGCGGCGCUGCAGAGGGGCUCCGAAACUUUGCCUUCAACAUGCUUCGGAGCCGUCUGGUGGCCCACGUCAGGCGGUCUGCCUUCUUCGUGCUGAUGGCGCAGGAGCUGAGCUUCUUUGAUGAGGUGGACGCCGCGGAGCUGACCUCGCGCCUGAGCUCAGACUGCAUGUCGGUGUAUUCCUACCUGAGCGAUGUGCUGAGCUUCUUCCUGCGUGCCGGGGCGGUCACCGUCUUCAGCUCGCUGGCGCUGCUGCGGAUCUCCUCGAGCAUCACCUGGCGAGUGCUGCUGCUGCUGGCCUUGUUGCUGGGCUGUGCGGAGUGGUACGGCCAGGUGACGCGCUCAACGGGCCGCCGCACGCAGGACGCCUUGGCCGAGCUGGGCCGCGUCUCCAGCGAGUCUCUGCAGCUUUUGCGCACCGUGCGCGCCCUCGGCGCGGAGGACCUGCACCGCCGUUUGUUCAGAAGACAAAAUGAUGCCAUUUCCAAAACGCAGCGCCAGCGAGGUGUUGCGCUGGGAGUUUUCUCCGCGACCAGCAACGGCUUGGGCGUCAUGCUGCAAGCCGUGACGCUGCUGGUUGGGGGUGGCUUGGUGCUGGGAGGCUCCAUGACCGGUGAGGCUCUAGCCACCUAUUUGCUGUACCUUGACACAUUAGUGGAUAGCGCGCUCGAGCUGGGGAUUGAGUGGUCCUCCUGCAACGACGCCCUGGGUUCCGCAGAGCGUGUGCUGGGCAUCCUCCAGACUCCCAUGGUACGGGAGCGUGGCCGAUCACCAGGAGCUUCCCGGGGUGACGUGUGCUUCGACUCUGUGCACUUUGCCUACCCCUCGCGGCCCAAGCGACAGGUGCUGAAGGGCGUCUCGCUGAAGUGCUGCGCCGGGGAAACCACUGCGCUCGUGGGCUUCAGCGGCUCAGGAAAGUCCUCCCUCAUUAGCUUGCUGCUCCGCUUCUAUGACUUGAAGGAGGGCCACGGCUCGGUCAAGUUCGAUGACGUGGACGUGCAGCAGUUGGACAGGUCCUGGCUGCGCUGUCAGCUGGGCGUCGUCGCGCAGAACCCCCGGCUCUUCCGCGGAACUGUGGCGGAGAACAUUGCCUGGGGCUGGCCUGCUACGCGCAAGGAGGUGCAUGCAGCAGCAGAGGCCGCCUUAGCCGCCGAGUUCAUCGAGCAGCUGCCCGAGGAAUGGGACACGAAGAGCUCAGUCAGACGAGUCCAAUGGAACUCGGUUGAGGGCUACGAUACGGUGUGCUCUGACGAGAAGCUUCUCUCUGGAGGACAGCGCCAGCGCAUUGCCUUGGCGCGGGCUUUGCUGCGAGAUCCCACGGUGCUGCUGCUGGAUGAGCCAACCUCAGCCCUUGACCCCAAGUCCAGUGCCCUAGUGUCGCAGGCGCUGGAACAGGCACAGUGGUCUGAAGGAAGGCAGUGCCGACGGACGAUGAUCAUCGUGGCGCACGACCUGCGUCUGGGCGCGGUGCAACGUGCGGACAAGAUCGUGGUGAUGGGCCGAGGCGAGAUCCUGGAGCAGGGCAGACACGCGGAGCUCCUGGAGCUGGACGGCAGCUACCGCCGGCUCAUGGAGGACCAGCGUUUGCCCACAGAGCACACACCCCGCAUUUGAAGCGAGCGGAAAAAGGUGACGCGACAGGACCUAGAUGGAGGUUUGCUCUGGAGAAUGGAGCAGAUAUCGAACCUUUAUGAUUUAUGAUACACACAGAGGAACAAAGCUAGAUGGGAG
Effrenium voratum is the source of this 2142-nucleotide messenger RNA. NCBI's taxonomy places the organism in Eukaryota, Dinophyceae, Suessiales, Symbiodiniaceae. The record is from the annotation of a GenBank genome assembly.